Molecule: messenger RNA, 653 nt
Organism: Acanthochromis polyacanthus (spiny chromis)
Lineage: Eukaryota; Metazoa; Chordata; Actinopteri; Pomacentridae
Product: heat shock protein 30-like
Exons: 1
Coding region: 6-617 (203 amino acids)
Biological process (GO): response to heat; protein refolding
Molecular function (GO): protein folding chaperone
Source: RefSeq, a predicted model, not a curated record
AGAAGAUGCUGUGCUCUCAUGGACUCCAGUCUGCCCUCAGUCCAUCCAUGGACUUCUACUGGCCUGUACCCAGUCUGUUCUACCAGCAGCAUCUCCUCCACACAAACCUGCAGGAUCUGCUCAGCAAUCUGGAGCUGAUGGACAAACUUCAAGACAACCUCCUGGAGGAGACGGAGCCUUUCCAGAGCGGUGUGGCCGUGCGACCAGCGUCCCACCAGCUGGACCAACAGGGAGAGCGCUUUGCUGUGACUCUGGACACUCCAGGCUUUUCCCCAGAGGAGCUGUCUGUCAGACAGGUGGGCAGGAAGCUGAGGCUCAGCGGGAAGAAGGAGAAGAAGCAGGAGGACGGGAACGGCUGCUACUCUUACACACUCCAGGAGUUCACGCAGGAGCUGGAUGUUCCUGAAGGGCUGAACCCUGAAGCCGUCCGCUGCUGCCUGUCUCCAGACGGGAAGCUCCACAUCCAGGCAGCCAAAGAUCCAUGUGCUGAGGAGGCUGAGAGAGAGCUGACUAUCAAGAGGAGCCUGGAGGAGAAAACACAGCAGAGUGUGUGUUCACAGGAAGAAGACAAAGAGACACACAACAGCACACAGGACAAAGCUGCAGACAUGGACUGAUCCAGACUCAGUAAGAAGUGUUUCAUGUUGAUGAAU